GCUCCAAUGGACAAAGGUCUUCGCUUCAUGUUCUGUGUGAUUACAACCAUGCUGCUCCUGAGAGAAUCAAGCCAGACAGGAACUACAAGGAAUGAUGAUGCUAUGAGUAAGGGCACUGACUCAAGGGGACCAGAGGAGGGUCUUCCAACUUUGACUGUCACAACAAUCCUGGAAGAUCCUUAUGUUAUGGUGAGAAGUGCGGAACUGGAGGGAUACUGCAUUGAUUUGCUGAAAGCACUUGCUGCAAUGCUUCACUUCAGCUACAAGGUGAAGGUGGUGGGAGAUGGGCGGUACGGUGCCGUCUCUUCCAACGGGAACUGGACAGGGAUGAUUGGCGAGAUUUUGAGACAGGAAGCAGACAUUGCAGUGGCUCCAUUGACAGUCACGUCAGCAAGGGAAGAGGUGGUCUCCUUCACCACACCGUUCCUGCAGACUGGGAUUGGAAUCUUGCUUCGAAAAGACACCGCCUCUCAGGAGAUGUCUUUCUUCCACUUCCUGGCGCCUUUCAGUAAGGAGACCUGGACUGGCCUUUUAUUUGCUUAUGUCCUGACGUGCUUCUGCCUCUUUCUUGUUGCCAGACUGAGCCCCUGUGAAUGGAAUGAGCCAAAAAAUGAAGAGAACCACUUUACCUUCUUAAAUAGCCUCUGGUUUGGAGCAGGAGCACUUGCCCUGCAAGGUGUCACCCCUCGGCCCAAAGCGCUCUCUGUGCGGGUCGUCGCUGCUGUCUGGUGGCUGUUCACCAUCACCUUGCUGGCUGCCUACAUUGCCAACUUCACCGCUCUGCUGAGCUCUAGCAGCGAGCAGCUCCCAAUCCAGACUUUUGAGGAUCUUGUGAAGCAAAGGAAGCUUGAGUUUGGGACACUGGACGGCUCCUCUACUUUCUACUUCUUCAAGAACUCCAAGAAUCCUAUCCAUCAGAUGAUCUAUGAAUAUAUGGACAAGAGACGAGACCACGUUUUAGUCAAAACCUACCAGGAAGCAGUUCAACGUGUGAUGGAAUCAAACUAUGCCUUCAUUGGUGAAUCGAUCUCUCAAGACCUUGCAGCUGCCAGGCACUGCAAUUUGAUCAGGGCCCCCGAAGUUAUCGGAGCCAGAGGAUUUGGCAUUGCCACCACCCAGGCAUCCCCGUGGACUAAGAAGCUCUCCAUUGCUGUCCUCAAACUGCGUGAAUCAGGCGAUCUUGACUACUUGCGUAACAAGUGGUGGGAGAGCAGUUGCCUUCACAGAAGUAGAGACAGAUGGAGUCCUCUGCAGCCCCAGGCGCUGGGGGGGCUCUUUCUUACUCUUGCAGUUGGCCUUGCACUGGGAGUGAUUGCAGCUGUGGUGGAGCUGUCGAAUAAGAGCAGACAUGCUGCUGGACAUGCAAAGAAAUCUUGUUGCUCUGUUUUCACAGAAGAAAUGUGCACUCGUCUACGCAUAAAAGAAAAUACAAGACAAAGCCAGGAGACUUCAGGGAGGGCUAAUGCUUAA
This is a messenger RNA of Gavia stellata (red-throated loon), 1470 nucleotides long. Its product is annotated as probable glutamate receptor. Gene Ontology annotation, biological process: monoatomic ion transport; modulation of chemical synaptic transmission; synaptic transmission, glutamatergic. The transcript is spliced from 10 exons. NCBI's taxonomy places the organism in Eukaryota, Metazoa, Chordata, Aves, Gaviiformes, Gaviidae. Gene Ontology annotation, cellular component: dendritic spine; plasma membrane; AMPA glutamate receptor complex. Gene Ontology annotation, molecular function: transmitter-gated monoatomic ion channel activity involved in regulation of postsynaptic membrane potential; AMPA glutamate receptor activity. The record is from RefSeq and is a predicted model, not a curated record. The coding region runs from base 7 to 1470 and encodes 487 amino acids.